AUGGACAAAUUUACUGGAACAAUAGGCCAUAUCCUUGAUAAAGAUGAAAAACUGGAAGAUGACUUCAAGGAAUGCAUGAACUACACCGUUAGUCCAGAUGAAUUUGAAGCAAAGUGGUCUGCUAUGAUCAGCAAAUAUAAUUUGCAAGAGAAUGUUCAUUUCCAACGUCUUUAUGCAAUCCGCAGCAGUUUUGUGCCAGCUUACUACAUGCAUUGUUUUUACGUGUUCUUGCAAUCGACUCAGAGGAGUGAGGGGUUUAAUGCUGUGCUUAAAAAGUAUGUGAACCCAAACAUGUCGGUUCUGCACUUUGUUAGGCAGUACCAAAAGAUUCAAGACAAGUGCUUGGUGGCUCAAGAUGGGCAGGACUUCAGAACUGAUGAUAAGGAGAGGAGAAAGUGGUCUAGAUACCCAAUUGAGAAACACGUGUCAACUGUGUACACUAAGAACCUAUUCUACAGAUUCUCAAAAGAAUUUGAGAAAACUGCUGAAUAUGAUGUGACGCCUGAAGGUCAGUUCCAAUAUUUGCUUGUGCCGAACAACAAUUUUGUCUAUGGCUAUGGAAAAAGGACAUAUCUUGUGACAGCCGUGGUGGAGGAAGAAAGUUACUACUGUGAGUGCAGCAAGUUUGAUAGGGAUGGGAUGCUUUGUUGCCAUAUAAUGAAGAUCUUAACAAGAUUGGGAGUGAAGAAUAUACCACAACGCUACAUAAUGAAGAGAUGGACGCAAGAAGCAAUUCAAGGGGGUGAGAAUGCUGAGCCUAAUGCACAUGUGCCUGCUGAAUUCAUAGCCCGUGGCAUGCCCCUCAACACCAAAAGGACUUUGUGGUUCACCAAUCUAUCUACAGCUUUUGCAAGUUUAGCAGUUGAGGGGUGUGUUUCGAAGGAGACCUACACUGUUAUGGACAAUCACAUAAAGUUGAUGCAAGCUGAAAUUGCUGAGAUCAAACAGAGGAAAAAAAGCAAUGCUCGAAAGGCGCGGGGCGCUAAUCGAGCAAGGUCUGUCAACGUAGAUGGGUCUAAUGGUGCUGCUAAUAUGGGUAUAAUUGGUUCAACUGAUACACAAGUUGUGUUUGAUCCUAUGGUGCAAAAUAUUUCAACGCACCAUGAAGCAGGUGUGACUGAAGACACAGGUGAUACCCCUGUUACCAUCUAUGGUGAUUUCGAUGGCACUAGUACAAUGACUACAGAUGUCGGCAACCCCCCAAGAUCAAAGGUCAAAGGGCGCAAGAAGGAGAAAAGGUUUAAAAAGGGAUGA
Panicum virgatum (switchgrass) is the source of this 1254-nucleotide messenger RNA. RefSeq names its product protein FAR1-RELATED SEQUENCE 5-like. Bases 1 to 1254 code for a protein of 417 amino acids. The transcript has 2 exons. Gene Ontology annotation, biological process: regulation of DNA-templated transcription. The record is from RefSeq and is a predicted model, not a curated record. Lineage: Eukaryota; Viridiplantae; Streptophyta; Magnoliopsida; Poales; Poaceae. Gene Ontology annotation, molecular function: zinc ion binding.